AUGGAGUCCUGGGCAGCUGACGGCUCCUCAGAGGAGGCAGCGCUCAUUAACGGGUAGGGAGCGGAGAGGAGCCGAGCUCUCCGUAGUCAUGGAGUAGCGAUAUAAAAUAAUAAUUACAAUAAACAGCUUUCUGCCCGAAAACACACGGCUGACAUGUUCAAACGCAGAAGAAACUAAAUUAUUCGCCCCGACAAACGAUUUUGUCGGUGACACUCUUGAACGUUGGAUUUUGUUGGAAUCUGUGGUGAUUUUCCUCUCAGCCGGUCCCAUGAUGUCCACGGAGGAGAUGCUGAAGGAGAUCGCGCGCCUCUCCGGUGAGCUGAACGAAACCACGCGCGAGAAGAUCCAGGCGGCGGAGUACGGGCUUGUGGUGCUGGAGGAGAAUCAGGCGCUGAAGCAGCAGUACGACGAGCUGGAGAGCGACUAUGACAGCGUCCGACAAGAACUGGACCAGCUUAGAGAGGCGUUCGGACAGGCUCACUCCAACCAGAGAAAAGUGGCAGCUGAUGGCGAGAGUCGGGAGGAAUCUCUUCUCCAGGAGUCGGCAUGUAAAGAGGCAUACUACGAGCAGCGCGUGCAGGAGCUACAGGCCGAGCUCAGGCAGACUCGCAACACCCUCACCAACGCACAAUCAGAGAACGAGCGCCUGUCCACUAUCACUCAGGAGCUCAGAGAGAACAGUCAGUUGGUGGAGCUGCAGAGGUCCCGACUCCGUGACGACAUCAAGGAGUACAAGUUCCGUGAGGCUCGUUUGCUGCAGGACAACAGCGAGUUGGAGGAGGAAAACAUUGUUCUGCAGAAGCAAGUGUCUGUGCUCAAACAGAGCCAGGUGGAAUUUGAGGGCCUGAAGCACGAGAUUCGCCGACUAGAGGAGGACACACAGUUCCUUAACAGCCAGUUGGAGGAUGCCGUCCGUCUGAAGGAGAUAGCUGAGAGACAGCUAGGAGAGGCUCUGGAAACCAUCAAGACCGAGAGGGAGCAGAAGGCGGCAAUGAGGAAGGAACUGUCUCAAUACAUGAACAUCGGGGACUCCAUGUACCACAAUUCCUUGAGCAUCUCUCUGGAUGGGCUGAAAUUCAGUGAAGAUGUGAUGAUCGAGCCCAACAACGACGACCACAUUCAUGUCUACGAAAAUGGCUUUGACAAGAUCCCAAAUGCCGAAGAUAACCGGAUGUCCACACCCAAAAAGGACCAACUGUACCAUCCGGCCCCCAGCCUCGUGGACGACUUGCUGAGUGAACUCAACAUCUCUGAAAUUCAGAAGCUUAAACAACAACUUCUGCAGGUGGAGCGGGAGAAGGUGACAUUACUGUCAACGCUGCAGGACUCACAAAAGCAGCUGGAGCAGGCCAACGGUGCUCUGUCAGAGGAGCACGAGAAGGUGGGCCGCCUCACUGAGAACCUGAACGCUAUGCGCAAGCUUCACGCCAGCAAGGAGCGCCAGUCAGCCCUGGACAACGAGAAGGAACGAGACAGCAACGAAGACAGCGACUACUAUGAGGUGGACAUCAACGGGCCCGAGAUCCUGGAGUGCAAGUACAAGGUUGCUGUUUCCGAGGCAGGUCACCUGAAGGAGGAAUUGAAAACCGUGAAGUCUGAAUACACUGCUUGCCGGUCACAGUUUGAGGAUGAGCGUAGCCGCCUGGAGAGCCAGGUGGCGUCACUGCGCUCUGAGCUGAUCACUCUGGAGUGCAGCAGUCGUUCAGAGCGUGAGCAACUGGCACGGAUGGAGAAAGAGUUACGUCGUGCCAGUGAGGCAGCCGGUGAGAGCCAGGGAAGCCUGAGCGUGGCACAAGACGAGCUGGCUACGUUCAGUGAGGAGCUUGCCAACCUUUACCACCACGUUUGCAUGUGCAACAAUGAGACGCCCAGCCGCGUCAUGCUCGACUUCUACCGUGAGGGCAAAGCCAACACUGGCACCAAUGGCAACAAUCGGGGCAGCCCUGAAGGCCGUGGCCGUCGCUCACCUAUCUUGCUGACACGCGGCCUCUUCCCAACCCCUGAGGCAGAAUCUCCAUCCCCUGUCUCCUCCCCAGUGGCUGACCCACGCAAGGAACCAAUGAACAUCUACAACUUAGUGGCCAUCAUCCGUGACCAGAUCAGACACCUGCAACUGGCCGUGGACCGCAGCACAGAGCUGUCUCGUCAGCGCCUGGCCUCUGCCGAGCUUGGUCCCACCGCUGACCGUGACUACGAGGCCAGUGUAGAAGAGAUCCUAAAGCUCAAGUCACUUCUCAGCACCAAGAGAGAGCAGAUUGCCACCUUGAGAACAGUUCUUAAAGCCAAUAAGCAGACUGCUGAGGUAGCACUGGCCAACCUAAAGAGCAAAUACGAGAAUGAGAAGGCCAUGGUGACUGAGACGAUGAUGAAGCUACGCAACGAGCUCAAAGCCCUGAAGGAGGAUGCUGCCACCUUCUCCUCCCUUAGAGCCAUGUUUGCCACACGCUGCGACGAGUACGUCACUCAGCUGGACGAGAUGCAGAGGCAGCUGGCAGCGGCCGAGGACGAGAAGAAGACCCUGAACUCGCUCCUACGCAUGGCCAUCCAGCAGAAGCUGGCCCUCACGCAGCGUCUUGAAGAUCUGGAGUUUGAUCAUGAGCAGUCGCGCCGGGGUGGAGGCAACAGCAGGACCAAGUCUGCGUCCUCCCGGGCCAAGGCUGCUCACAACCCUGCUCAGACACAUGUAAGUCCACCCCUCACUGCCAACUGCGGGGGACGUGGCGAACCCAAUGGCCUCCUGGGAACGCCAGUUGUGUUCUGCAGUGAAAAGUACAAGAUCUACUGCGAAUAAAAGCGUGUGGCAUGUUUUAAACCGUGCUUCUCGGUGUACAAAGCCCCACUCACACGUGCUCUCUCUUCUCUCGCUCACUAUUUGCUGUAUGGUGUGUAUCUUUAUGCUUUAUGUUCUGCCUACCAGUGUGAUAGUAGCUAGGUGAAAAAAGUUGGCUAAUAUGAUAGCUGCCAUUCAUGUGUUUUGCAGAGGGCCAUUUGCUUCCUUCUGUACUCAUGGUGCUGUUUUUUAAGUGGCAGCUCCAUAUCCGAGUGUAUGUUAGCUUGCACAUGGUCCUCCUGACCACUAGUAGUGCAAUGGCGUCGUGUUGUGGUCGUGAUGUAUACCUAGCUGCCAUCCGCACCUCGGUAGAUGUCCUUCCCUUUUUCCCUUUCUCUAACACAUCCUCCUUCCCUCUUCCUGUCCCCCCUUCUCCUGCCUGCCUCAGAAAAGCUUUCUUUAAACUCGGCAGCCCGUUGUCUAAUCAGGUGACAAAUGUUUACAGUGUACACAAAUAAACAAUUUAAUAUGCAAACCCCCCACUUCUAUACAGUAGGGGAGGACCAAUGGGGUUUCGAAGAGGAAAAAAAUGCUGAAAGCAAAACAACGGGUUACUGAAAAUUUAGGAGCGUUUUUCUGCUCGGUCUUGAUCAAUUGGAAGUAGGCAGGAAUGGGAUGUUGUAAUUAUUUUUUGGCAAGCUUUUGGCUAAGACAUAAAUAGCUAAUUGUUUGCAUGCAAUUUGCUAGAUUCUUGGCUGAAAAAAUAAUAAUGCGUAUACUACAUAGUGUCCUAGGUUUUGUCUCCACCUUGAGCACACUUCUAAACAGGGCUCUACAUGAGGGGAUGAUUAUUACAGAGGAGCAUUUCCUCUCUCUCCAUAGAUCCGCCCCACCAAACAUGGAGAGAGUAGUUCAUAGCCAUAACACUGGAGCAUAAAGGAGGAGGGGAAAAUCAGCUCACUCCCUCAAAUUCAAGUGCACUUCUGCUAGGGGACUCAGGUUCCACAUUUUGCCACACAAAAAGGCAGAAGAAAAAAGCUAAACGAAACAAAAUGUUUGAUUGGUGAUGAUUCAACUCAAAAAAAAAAAAAAAAAAAAGACGAAAAAGAGCACAACACACAAGGCACAUUGUUACGAUGCCGAACAAUUGACAAAGAGUGAUAACAAACAAAUAAACAUCACCUUGGAAAAGUGCCUUUCUUUUGCUUUCUAUUGGCAACUGUCCAUUUCUCAGUGUAAAGCCCUGUCAUUUAUGUCUGAAAGCUAAUUCUAAUCUAGUCAUCAUUAUGUCUGUGUGAAUGCAUAUUUGCAUGUGCGCACGAGUGAACCAUCUUGUAACAGGAAAAAAAAAACCUGGCUUCCUCUUAUCACCGCUCUCCUUGCAGAUUGUCAGCAGCUUGCUCUCUCUGCUUUCCCUUUAUACAUGGCCAGGUAAACUUCCCAUAACAUUGUCACACCGGCGCAUGCUCCUCUACUCUCACACAAGCUUCAAGAUUGUGCUGAAGCAGAGCGUAGAGGAAACAAGCCGUGUUUAGCGUUCCAGUUUGUGUUGCACAGGCUGGAUAUUUCCAUGGCAUCACAUCACUACGAAUAGUUUCAUAAACAAAAUAAGCUUUAAAAUAGCAAGCUAGGGAAGUAAACAAAAAAAGUAUGGGGCUUGUAGUUAAACUUAUGUUGGCGAUGAAAACUUUUUCUUUAAGCUUUAUUAGCCUAAAAAGCAGGGUUGAGGACAGAUGAGGAAACGUCAAAAUGAUUAGGUGUUGUAUAUUCGUAAAGAAAUACUAUUCAGGUAAAAAACCUUCCCAGGCCAGCUUCCUCCUAACCAGAGGAAGUACGUACGUGUGUUUGUGAGAGUGUGUGAAUCUGUGGAAGAUAUAGAGACCUCAGUCCUCAACUCUGCUUCUGCCUGUGCUGCAUUGAAAGCCCUCGUUAGGCCUUUAGAUAACGUACUGUAUUAAAGAGACACAAAGCUAUCGCUCUCAUCCUUCUCUCACACUCACGUGAACACACAGCUUGGAUCUGACCACUCUUUUCGGUUCCUCCAUGCAUCCAGUAAGCCACGAGCGAAGGCUUAAGAUGGAGCGUUAGACUUUUUAAAAGCUUUACGAUACAAGCUGAGAUACGAUCGUUCAAAGCGAAGGGCAAAAAAAAUAAAAAAUACGCAAAUUUAUUCUAUCAAACGUACUGUUUGUUAUAUACUCGGAGACCGUUUUAUUCAAAUUACUUUCCGAUUAAUUCAUUGUCACCUUUGACUUGAUUAUUAACGGUGUUUGAUAAGUGAUUCGAGUCCGAGGAUUUUCUUUCGACAGCAUUUGAAAACAUAAACCUGGCUUUUAAUUAACACGCAUGUAGGUGGAGUUUUACCAGGAGGUGGGCGGGGUUUAAUACUUGUGAGCCAGUGGCUUUCCUGCACGGCCUAUUUAUAUAUAUAUAAAUCUCAAAUUCCAGUCCAAACAGUAGCCAUGUUGGUUUUUUAGUGACUAACCUGCUUAAUCCUCUUGCUUCUACUUCAUUUCAGCUGACCGAUCAGACCUUUCCAUUGGAUCUCUGCACUGCUCGCAGGCAUUUCUUUAACAUUCUGGCAGCAUGCCACCAAAUUUGUUCAACUCCUUUAAAAUUCAACAAUCUAAUAUCAAUUCUUUUUUUUUUCUUUUUCAUUUUGCAGUAAAUUUCAGCCCUUAGUUGAGCGGGGAAGUCGCCGUUCCAUCAUGCCGAUAAAUUCACUCUGCUUUUAGCCCAAAGGAAAUCCACUGGAAGGCAAAAAAUAUCUGAUUUUAUUUUAUUUUUUCUACAUUUUAUUCACAGUCAAUUAAUUCUCACAGGAAUUAUUUGACAAAUGAGUACGAGCUAUGAACACUACCAUGAUUAAAUGGCAUCAUUACCAUUUACUGAUUAUUAUUAUUUUUUAUUUUUUUUCGUUCAGUAGGAAACCUACGCUGACAUAAUGAAACUCCGCCUACAAGCAUUCCGUUUCCGAUCAGAACACGGAAAGGAACCUACGAGUCGUUAUCUCUUUAUUUGUAAACUGUGCACUUUUUAAUAUAGGUAUAUCGCUUUCAUUAUUAAUCUAGGGUUAGGUUUGUAGUGCUUUGGUUUGUGAGUCAGUUCAAGUAUACUAGAAACUCCACAUAAAGAAAUAUAUCGAUAGAAAUAGUUUUUUUUUCUCUAUACAGUAUAUGCACUCUGUAUGCAAAGAACUCACAUACAACUCACAUAUCCAAAACUACUCACACUGCAAACCAGUCCUAUUGUAUUCUGUGAAACGAAUCCAUGAGCAUUUUUAGCAUUUUCUAAUUUUUUUAUAUUCACUUGAUCAUUUUAAAUCGUUUUGUCAUUUUUGCUUUUUCUUCGUUGUUUAUUCUACUGCCAUAUUCUAAAACAAAAUCCCGGGUGGUCAGAUGCUGGGCUUUUUUGUCUAUUUAUUAUUCCUAGGAAUAGUUCAAAGUGAACAUGGAGAAACUUGAUGAUAUUUUUUGGCUUAACACAGUAAAGCGUGCUUCAGAACGAACAAAAUCUACAACAGACGGUGUGGAAUUGUUGUUGUUUUUUUGUUUUUUGUUUUGUUUUUUGUUCUGUAGUGCCGCUUUACUCAAGCUUUCAAUGGAUCGCUGAUUUCCCGAAUUCUCUGCAAACGUAAAAAUUAAUUCCAAAUUGGAAUGGUCUCACUCUCUCUUUAUUUAUUGUGCCAAGUCUUGGUACACUGUUUUACAUUUGAUACAAGGAGGAAAAAACACAGAUCAGAAAGAAGAGAAUUUCUCAGGUGGGUGUGUUUUUUUUUUUUUUUUUUUUUUAAACUGUUCCCAUUUUCAUGCCCACCAUUUGAGAAUUUGUGGGGUUUUUUUUUUUGUUUGUUUUUUUUUUUUCUGGUUUGUUUUGCUCUUUGUUCUGACCAGUAGUGCCUUUCAUUGUUUCAAGAGAGAAUUCUAGUCUAGGUUUUAGUUUUUUGUAGUUGUUUCCCUCUCCUGAAGGCCAGAGGAUUGACCGAAAUUUCUUCCUUCAGAGGAUGCUUAGAAGCAGCAAUAAGUGCAAAAGACACACAAUCAGUUUUGCGAGCGUGUGUUCUGUUAGACAUUAGGUAAAUGAAAUUGCAUGGAAUUCUUGAGAUCAGCGACCCCAUUAACAAAUUCAGGGGUUUUAGCAAAAGGUUGUUUUUUGGUUUUGUUUAAAAAAAAAAAUAAAAAAAUCAAGUGAUCGAAAUCAGAAUUAAUCCUAUUUGCCUCAUAAUGAACAAAAGAAAUGACAGACGCUGCACAUUAGUGCGGCGUUUGCAGGUGGAGACUGGUGUAUCUAUAGCUUUGUCUGGUGAAGGUAAUAUGGUAUUGAUAGUAUUGUUGACAAAUGAGCGAACUCGUGUCCUCUUUUUGUCUCAUUUACGUUUGGUGUUUUUUUUUAUAUUUUAUUAUUUUUUAUUUUUAAUCUUUUUUGUUGUUUUAACAUAUUCUUUAAGCAUUGUGAUUUCAGGAAACAGAAAACAUUUUGCAUCAACAAGCUUGAACAGUGAAAUGAAAGUCACAAUCGGUUUGUUGAGGCAUAAAAACAACCCAAUUAAUAUGUUUGGGAAGUGAGCUAAAGUGAAAAAAAUAAAAAGGGUCAUUUAAGUGCAAUUGAAACUGCUGAUUUCUAAAGCAAAUGAGCUUUUCUGUUUGCUGGAAGCGAUAGUGUUGUGUUAUUCAGCUAGCUGAUAACUUUAUACAUUCACAUUGUGUUCAGUAUUGAUCCGCGAGGAGAGUUUGAUAACUUUAUAUAAAACAAUGACUUUGUUCAUAUGUUGGUAUUUAUUUAAACUGAUUUACAGCAUCAAUAAUGUGCAUUAUGAUGGCUAAGUGGUGGAAAAACGUCACAUGCAUGUAACCUUUCAGCUAUGGGACUUUUACACAGAACGGAAAACAAACCGCUCGAAACGGGUUCAAAAUAAAAACCUAGUGAGGAACAUAAAAGAAUUCAAAUUGAUAGGAGAAACGUGUUUAGCUACUAAGUGAUGUAUUACUGCUGAACUAACCAAGAAAAAAGUGUUGUUUUGUUUUCCUUAGAGAGAUACUCGGCUGUGUAAAGGUAGUCAUGCUGGUUAAAAAAAAAAUCAAUAAAAAGUUGAAAAAUGUU
Molecule: messenger RNA, 7870 nt
Organism: Tachysurus fulvidraco (yellow catfish)
Lineage: Eukaryota; Metazoa; Chordata; Actinopteri; Siluriformes; Bagridae
Gene: bicd2a
Product: protein bicaudal D homolog 2
Exons: 9
Coding region: 269-2791 (840 amino acids)
Biological process (GO): microtubule anchoring at microtubule organizing center; protein localization to organelle; regulation of microtubule cytoskeleton organization
Cellular component (GO): Golgi apparatus; cytosol
Molecular function (GO): cytoskeletal adaptor activity; dynein complex binding; dynactin binding
Source: RefSeq, a predicted model, not a curated record